AUGGGUAUAUGUGAUGCAUCGAAAGAAUCGUGUAAUUAUAUUUUAGAACAAGGUCAUGGCAAUAGUCUGAUGUUAGUACUUGGCGGUGCCAAAGAAGCGUUAGAUGCUCGACCAUCACAUGAAUAUAUAUUGACACUUAAAAAUCGAAAAGGUUUCGUUAAAAUCGGUCUAGUUCAUGGUGCCUGCUUAGUGCCCGUGUUUUCAUUUGGUGAAAAUGAUCUCUAUGAACAAGUGCCGAAUCCACGUGGAUCACGUAUUCGGCGAUGGCAAAUGUUGUUACAGAAUAAAAUGGGCUUUUCAUUCCCAUUGUUUAAUGGACGUGGCGUAUUUCAAUAUGCAAUCGGUUUUCUACCCAAUCGACAUCGUAUCGAUACAUAUGUCGGUGAACCGAUUCAAUUGCCGAAAUUAGAACAUAAUCAAAUAACAUCCGAUAUUAUCGAUCAAUAUCAUAAGCAAUAUAUGAAUGCGCUAACGCGUCUAUUCGAUCGAUACAAAUCUGAACACGAUCAAUCGGAUGCAACGAUCAUUUAUGUCAAUGAUGAUGAUGUACCAUCAUAA
Molecule: messenger RNA, 558 nt
Organism: Rotaria sp. Silwood1
Lineage: Eukaryota; Metazoa; Rotifera; Eurotatoria; Philodinida; Philodinidae
Source: the annotation of a GenBank genome assembly